AACACUGGACCUCAGUAGUAAUAUUAAACAUGACUCUAAAUGGUAUUUAAUUCAUUAAUGUCAGUAAUGAAUGAGACAGAAAACAAACAUUGUUCAGCUGCAGAAGCUGGAUCUAAAAGUAAAGAUGCGGCCACUCUGGAUUUAACAAAGAACAGACUGGUGUGUGUAGAAUAUCCGGCUUUAUUUAAUAAUGUGGAUAAAAUGCUGGAGACUAUUGGAGGAGAACAAGGAUUAUCCAAGACCUACGCGGAUCCGUCCAAGCGGCUGGAGCUCUGUUAUCGCCCAAAGGAUCCUUACUGCCACCCCUUGUGUGGGAAUCGCUUUUCUUCCUCCAACCUGCUCAUCAAAGUGAGACGCAGGACACGCAAAAGCACCGGGGAAUCUCACGUCACAAUGGAGAUCCUGGGCCUCAUAGAAACCACGUACAAAUUUCAAGGAAUGGCCGACUUUCAGUUCCUUGCUAUGCACAAUGAGCCGGAUGGAUCCCAGGUUUCGUUGUACGACAAGAUCAUUUUAAACAAACCUGAAAAGAAGGACUUCUUCGACCGGCCUGUGCCGCUGUUCAUACCACCGCCCAUCUUCUCUCGUCUGGACAACCCGGUGAAUUACUACUACAGGCCAGAUGGGACACACAGGGAGGGAUACAUGGCGCCUACACUGUCUAAAGAAAACCUGAUCGGUCCAACCCGUGCCCGGAGAGCCCACAAUGCCAUUUUUGUUAGCUUUGAAGAAAUAACGGUGCCAGACGAGCCGCUGGAAGCUGCAAAGCUUAACUGGAAGAAGAGCGCGAUCCAUCACAGUGAUCACAAAGCAGAGGAGGACAUGAGAAAGCUGUUUGAGAAACGACCUGUAUGGUCCCGCAACGCCGUCAAAGCCAACAUCAACAUUCACCCGGAAAAACUGAAGCUCCUGCUCCCCUACGUAGCCUAUUACAUGCUGACUGGACCAUGGAGGAGUCUGUGGGUGAGGUAUAGAUAUGAUCCACGUAAAAACCCAGAAGCGAAAAUCUACCAGGUUUUGGACUUCAGGAUCCGAUGUGGAAUGAGAAAUGGAUAUGGAGUGAAUGAGAUGCCAGUGAAAGCUAAAAGAAGUGCCUACGAGUACACCCUUCCAACCUCAAUCAAUAAAUCAGCUCCUCAGCCAGCUAGUCUGAAAGAAAUCACUCAGGAUGGUGCUUCCAGUUCUAUACACCCUUCCACUAAAUACAUGCUGAAGGAGUCAGCGUACAUUUUCCGAAAAGGAAUGCUGCCCCCUUACAGACAGAUGUUUUACCAGCUAUGUGAUCUUCACAUACACAAAAUUCAAGAAAUCAUUCACAAAAAUGACGGUGCUGAGGAAGUGUGUGACGAGCGUGACGGCUGGUGUUUGCCGCGGACUGCCGAUGAGCUCAGAAACAUCCUUUCCUCAAUGAUCUCCCAAGUAGUGAAAUCCAAGAAGUCUGCGCUUUCUUCCCCAAAGCUGGAACCUGUCCGGGCCGGGCGGAAGAUGGAAGAGAACAACGGGGAUGAAGAUGAUUUUUAUGAUUAUGAUGAUGAUGACGAUAAUGAUGAUGAUGAAGAAUACAAGGCUUCUGAAGGGAGUGAAAAUGAAAUGGAGACUGAGAUGCUUGAUUAUAUGUAAAGCUACAGCUGUGGACUUUUGGGCUGCUUUUUUGUACCUGGGAUAAUAAACUAUGUUUUUUAAACGGAAAAGUAAUUAUUAGGGUUAAAAACUGUUUGUUUAAUAAUAAAUUAUUCUGUUUAUUAUUUGGUAAACAAGUGUACGCUAAGUUAUCUUUUUUACCACCUUAUUUAACAUGAAUUAAUUACAGUUCAGCUGGAAAAACUGGCAAAAAAACAGCAAUAAAGUUUCCAGUAGCUGCUUUUCAGACGUACUCAGGGGUAAAGAGGAACUGUUCACUAUUCAGAGAUUUCUUGCAUGAACAGUUCUUCCAUUUUCUUCCAUCUGGACCAAUUGGUGUAAGUUCUGAAAAAUGACUAUAUUUGGCUAUUCAGUAAAACACAUUUUGAUGUUGAUUUAUUUGUGUAUAUAGAGUUAUUAUUGUUUUCCAUCUUCCUACCCUGACAGUAACCUGAUAAUAGAGGGUGUGUCACACUGCUACACCACCCAGAUGCUCCUAGAAAGUCUUUCCUAGCUUCACGUAUAUCUUCUUAAAAAUUUUUUAAAAUAUUUUGUUUCUGCAUUUUCUCCCUUUUUCUCCUGGUUAGUGCGUUCAAUUGCCCGAUUGCGUCAUGCUUCCUCUCCACCAAUGCCGAUCCCUUCUCUGUUUGAGGAGAACAAAGCUAACCCACGCCCCCUCCGACAUGUGGGCAGCAGCCGGAUGCAUUUUGUCACCUACACUUUGACGAGCGCAGUGCAGCUCGGCACUGUGUACAGAGAGACACACCCUAAGAGCACUCUUUUCCCGUCUCUGUGCAGGUGCCAUCAAUCAGCCAGCGGAGGUCGUAAUUGCGUUAGUUAUAAGAGAGAGACCCCAUCCGGCUUUUAAUAUCCCACUUAUAUCUGAACAACAGGCCAAUCGUUGUUCAUGUGGCUGUUCAGAUGUAUUCGAUAUCCCAGCUCUGGGGUUCAGCGUGUGUUUUUUUUACCGCUGCGCCACCUGAGAGGCUGCUUCAUGUAUAUCUGACGGCAAUCUUCUACGAUCCUGUACAUUUCACAGCAUGGUAAACCUGAACAGAUUUUUGGGUGCUUUUAUAUAGGACAGACGUGUGCAACCCGCACGCCUGGUCUCAUUUUAUUUCUCAGGAACAUCUGACUAUGUGGGGUCAGAUGGGAGCUGUAGCUGUGGUUAAGGUAUGCUGGUUCAAGCCCCAUCACUACCAGGUUGCCACCGUUGGGCCCUUGAGCAAGGCCCUUAAACCUUAAUUGCUUAGACAAUGUACUGUCACAGUGCUGGAAGUCGCUUCGGAUAAAAGUGUCUGCUAAAUGCCAAAAAUGUAAAUGUACUGUAAAUGGAGUAAUUAGUCCAGAGGUUCACAGACUU
This is a messenger RNA of Trichomycterus rosablanca, 2983 nucleotides long. It is a transcript of the gene gtf3c5, whose product is annotated as general transcription factor IIIC, polypeptide 5. The transcript is spliced from 11 exons. Lineage: Eukaryota; Metazoa; Chordata; Actinopteri; Siluriformes; Trichomycteridae. Gene Ontology annotation, cellular component: transcription factor TFIIIC complex. The record is from RefSeq and is a predicted model, not a curated record. The coding region runs from base 40 to 1620 and encodes 526 amino acids. Gene Ontology annotation, biological process: transcription initiation at RNA polymerase III promoter. Gene Ontology annotation, molecular function: RNA polymerase III type 2 promoter sequence-specific DNA binding; RNA polymerase III type 1 promoter sequence-specific DNA binding.